Molecule: messenger RNA, 11937 nt
Organism: Cotesia congregata
Lineage: Eukaryota; Metazoa; Arthropoda; Insecta; Hymenoptera; Braconidae
Source: the annotation of a GenBank genome assembly
CAUGUCGCUAAAAUAUUUUCUUGUAUUUCUUAAAAUUAUCAGUGCAUUAGCUGACGAUAGUUAUAUUUCCAAAAUUGACACCUAUUACUCAAAUACAAUAAUAAAAAGUGAAUCAAUUGAGAGUACAAACUACAAUGGAGGAUGUAUAGAACAUCCACCGGCUCCCAUUUAUGGAACAAUUGAAUGUUCAACUAUCAAAGGUUGUCGAGCAAACUGCAAUCCAAACUAUCAAUUCCCGAAUGGAGAAACUCAGCUUAUUGUAACGUGCCAUCAGAAUGAAUGGCAAAUUAUUGGUACUGAGUGGAACACUAUACCUCAUUGCGAGCCUAUUUGCUUACCUCAAUGUUACAAUAAUGGAAUUUGCGUUGCUCCAAAUGAAUGUCGGUGUCCGGAAAAUUUUUCUGGUCCUCAGUGCCAAUAUGAAAUAAAGCCUUGCUUGAAUCUUCCAGCGCCUGUACUCGGUGCGCGUAGGCACUGUAAUUCCAAAACUUGUACGAUUACAUGUAUGAAUAAUUUCACUUUUCCCGAUGGUUCAUCAAUUACUAAUUUAAUUUGCCGGGAUGGAAAUUGGAUACCUACAAGGACUGAAUGGGUUUCUAUUCCCGAUUGUAAACCUACUUGCUCACCAGCAUGUGAAAACGGCGGUAUUUGUUUAACUUUGAAUACUUGUCAAUGCCCACAAGAUUUCCGUGGACCUCAAUGCCAAUAUUCGGCGGAUGCUUGUACGCCACAGAAACUCGGUUUCAAUGGCGGAUAUCAUUGUCGUGGUGAAGCUGAUUACUUUGCUUGUACACUAAAUUGUCCAGAAGAGGUUGAAUUUUCAUUUGCUCCGGCUGCUGAGUAUAUUUGUACUUAUGAAAAAGGUGUAUUCGAGCCUCAACCAAUACCUCAGUGUAAAAAUGGCCCAGAUUACCAGAUUGUUCCAAUUGGAAGUAGUAAGAAUUCAUUUUUUAAAAUCACUAAUCAUUCAUGGAUUAUUGAAGAUACAUCUAUGUCACACUCAUCUUAUCGCAAUGAACUAAGAAAUUUUAUGAAUUUUGAAGGUAAUGGAAAGUUGACAAUGAAAACAAAAGGCGUAAAAACUGGUCAUGUUUCAAUAGAAUCUAUAAAUAAAAAAUAUGAGGAUGAAAUUUCUCAUACUCACUCUACAAUAGACCAAAACUCUUUAGUAAUUGAAGAAAAAAAACCAGAAUCAAAAACUUGUUUCUCAUGGGGAGGAGUUCAUUAUAAAACAUUCGAUGGUGCAAUUUACAGUUUUGAAAGUAAUUGCGCACAUACAUUGAUCCAAGAAACUCAAUAUGGAUCAUUUACAAUAACUAUACAGAACCAUCCUGAUUGUUAUAACAGAGGCACCUGUUCAAGAAUCAUUAGAUUCUUUUUACAAGGAAAAGAGUUCAUUUUACUUUUAAAUGAAGAUGGUUUACCAACUUUUCGGACGGUUAAAAAAGUUCUACCGAUUCCGGCGCAAUUAUCUGGCGUAAGAGUAGAAAUGUCUGCGCAUUUUGUCAUUGUAAACUUAGACACUGUGGGUGCAAGUUUAAAAUGGGACGGUGGUCUCUUUGUUCAAGUUAAAGCUUCAGAAUCUUUAUGGAAUAAAACAGCUGGCUUGUGCGGUAGAAUGAAUGGAUAUCCUGAAGAUGAUAAAACUGGAAAAGAUUACAGUCAUUCGAAAAAUACUGCCGCGUUUGCUUCCACUUGGAAAGUUUUGAAUAUCGGUGAGAGUUGUGAUGAAAACCCGCGAACACAACACUCUUGUGACUUAGCUUAUGACCUAACUAUGGAAGCUGAAGAGUUUUGCGCUACAUUAUUCUCAGAUGCCAGAUUCCAAGCCUGUUCUAAAAUAGUUGAUUUAGCAAAACUUCAGAGUACAUGUCAGUGGGAUUACUGUGCUUGUAAGAAAAAUGAUAAGAAGCAAUGUGCUUGUGACACAAUGAGCGUUUAUAUUCGACAGUGUUUCCAUGAUCAUGUUAUUGAUUCAGUAGCGUGGCGACGUGAAGAAACUUGUCCAAUGACGUGUACUGGAGGUAAAGUGUAUAAGUCUUGCGGACCGAAAUCGCAACCGACUUGCAGUAAUGACAUUGUAGAACACAAAGAGAACAAUGAGUGUGAGGAAGGAUGUUUCUGUCCUGAAGGAACUGUUUUACUUGAAGGAAAAUGUAUAUCUGUCGAAGAAUGUCCUUGUACACUACGUGGAAAAUUCUUUCCUCCCGGAACAACUAUUCCAAAAGAAUGUAAUACCUGUACUUGUUCUGCUGGCAAAUGGAUUUGUACAUCUGUAACGUGUUCAGCGAGAUGUUCCGCCGUUGGUGAUCCUCACUAUGUUACUUUCGAUGGAAAGCACUACGAUUUUAUGGGACAAUGUAAUUAUUAUCUUCUUAAAGGUGACAAUUACAGUAUUGAAACGGAAAAUAUUGCAUGUGCUGGCGCUAUUUCCGAGGCAAUGGGACUUUCACGAUCUUCAAUGGAUGAAACAUCAUGUACUAAAUCUGUAACGAUUCGUUGGAAUGAAAUUUUGAUUAAACUAAAACAAAAUAAUCAGGUAUUAAUCAACGGAGAAGACGUAACAAAACUUCCUGUAAUGUUAUCUGGAGUAAAAAUAAAAAUUGCAAGUAGCAUUUUCAUUGUUGUCAAUGUACCAAAUGGCUUAGAAAUAUGGUGGGAUGGAAUAUCCCGAGUAUAUGUCAACGCUCCUGCAGAUUUUCGCGGAAAGACAAAAGGUCUCUGUGGAACUUUUACGGCUAAUCAAAAAGAUGAUUUUCUAACUCCGAUUGGUGACGUAGAAGACUCAGUAAUUCCCUUUGCGAAUAAAUGGAAAACCAGUGAGCAGUGUACUGACAUUCCAAUGAAAGAUUUUCGACAUCCUUGUGACAUAAAUCCGGAAAGACUGACGACCGCGGAAAAACAUUGUUCAAAAUUAUUGAGCGAUCUUUUCUCAACCUGUCACUGGCAUGUUGACCCUAAUUUAUUCUACGAAGACUGCAAGUAUGAUAUGUGCGCAUGUGAAGCUGAAAUUGAAAGAUGUUUAUGUCCAACUCUUUCGGCAUAUGCAAAAGAAUGCGCUGUAGCUGGCGUUAACAUACUCUGGCGUACGGAAAUUGAAGAGUGUCAAUUGCACUGUCCAGCUGGUCAAGAAUAUCAAAUUUGUGGCAACAGUUGUACGCGAUCUUGUAGUGACAUAUCCUUUGACCAAGAUUGUCGUCAAGAGUGCGUAGAAGGCUGCAAUUGUCCAGAAGGACAAACUUUAAACGCACUAGGUCAAUGUAUUCCUAUCGGAGAAUGUCCAUGUCAGUACAACGGAAUGGAAUUCAACGCCGGAUAUCAAGAAGUUCGCCCAGGAAGACAAGGCCAAGACUUGUGUACUUGUGCUAGAGGAAAUUGGGCUUGUCAAUUAGCAACUACUGAAGACAUAGAAAAAUAUCCAGCGACGAUUGAUUUAAAAACAGUCUGCACUGCUAGUAAAAAUCUUGAAGUCACUACUUGUGAGCCAGCUGAACCACGAACUUGUCGAAAUAUGCAUGAACCAAUCAAGCAGACUCCUGCUAUUUGUCAUGCUGGAUGCACUUGCAAAAGUGGUUACGUUUUGGAUUCUUCAAACGGAGUUUGCGUAGAAGAAGAAAAAUGCCCUUGUUACCAUGGCAGCAAAAGUUACAAAGAAGGCUCUGUAAUGCAAGAAGACUGCAAUACUUGCAAAUGUGAGAAAGGUGCUUGGAAAUGCAGUGAUCGAAUUUGUCCAGGAGUAUGCUCAGCAUGGGGUGAUUCACAUUUUAAAACAUUUGACGACAAAACUUAUGACUUCCAAGGGGUUUGUGACUACGUUUUCACAAAAGCGAGUUUUGGUAAGGACGAAAUGUUUGAAAUUUCACUGCAAAACGUUCCUUGUGGAAGUACUGGCGUUUCAUGCUCUAAAUCUGUAACACUUAAAGUCGGAAAUGGUAACAACCAGGAAAUAAUUACAUUAACACGAGAUAAAUCUAUUCCCAAUGAUUCUUUCAAUAGAUUAGCGAUUCGUCACGCUGGUUUGUUUGUCUUUGUAGACGUACCUGACUUGGGAUUAGUAUUACAAUGGGACAAAGGAACACGGGUGUACGUUAAAUUGGACCCUAAGUGGAAAGGUAGAACCAAAGGUCUUUGUGGAGAUUAUAACAACAAUAGUGAAGAUGAUUUUAAAACUCCUUCUGGUGGAAUAUCUGAAGUCUCGGCUGGUAUUUUUGCCAACUCUUGGAAGAAAGACAACUACUGUCCGGAACCAAAAGAUAUUACAGAUACUUGCGAUAGACAUCCUGAACGCAAGCUUUGGGCGAUUCAAAAAUGCGGAGUGUUGAAGAGUUCUAUAUUCCAGCCUUGUCAUUCUGAAGUUGAUAUUGAGCCGUUUGUUCAACGCUGCAUCUUUGACACAUGUGGCUGCGACGGAGGCGGGGACUGCGAAUGUUUGUGUACAGCUUUAGCGGCGUAUGCUCAAGAAUGCAACAGAAAGUCUAUUCCUAUAAAAUGGCGAUCUCAAGAUCUAUGUCCUAUGCAAUGCGAUGAAAGCUGCAGUUCAUACUCUCCUUGUUUAUCAACUUGUCCCCAAGAAACGUGCGACAGUUUAACUUUUACCAACGUAUCCAAGUUGUGCGUUGAAGAUACUUGUGUCGAAGGAUGUCUCACUAAAUCUUGUCCAGAAGGCGAAGUUUACCGGAAUAGCACUCUUAAAGAAUGCGUUCCAAAAGCUAUAUGUAAACCGCUUUGUUUAGAAAUUGAAGGAGUUAUUUAUUAUGAGGGUGAUAAAGUCAGUAGUGAUGCAUGUCAAACAUGCUUUUGCAGCCGGGGAAAAAUUAUCUGCAAUGGCGCUCCCUGUGUUUCUUCAACGAUUGAACCUUCUACUGUUCCAAUGGAACAAUCAGAAAAGUGUAUUGAUGGUUGGACUGCCUGGAUAAAUACGUAUACGCCAAAGAAAACUGCAACUGCUGCUAUAAAAGGCAAUAAAUCAAAACCGGCUGUUGACACUGAACCUCUACCGUCAAUGAUAACUCUUCUUGGAGUAAACUCCACUCGUUGUUCCAAGGAACACAUGAUUGACAUCAGAUGUAGAACUGUAAAUGGGCAUAAAACACCCAAAGAAACUGGAUUGAAUGUUGAAUGCAGUUUAGAGCGCGGUCUUUAUUGUCAGUCGGAAGAUAAGGUACCUUGCGAAGAUUUUGAAAUCAGCGUUUUGUGUCGAUGCAGUGAAGAGACAACAGCUACUCCUAAAUUAUCUAGUACAACUGGUAGCACCUUGAUGACUGAAGACUGCGAUGUAAAUCAUCCAAAUCAGGCGCAUCCUUCUGAUUGUCAUGAAUUCUAUCAAUGUUUACCGAGCGGUCACUUGGUGAAGAAAACAUGUGGAGUUGAUAUGAUGUACAACCCAGUGAUGCAGAUAUGCGAUUGGCCGUAUAAUGUAAUGAAGUUACGUCCAGAUUGCGGUCAAAUUACGACAAAAAGUCCUCAGUGCAAAGAGGGUGAGCGGUGGGACGAAUGUGCUAUUCAAUGUAGCAAAACUUGUGAGCAUUACAGAUACAUUUUGACUGAGAAAAAUCUUUGCUCAGAUAACAAAGAAUGCAUUCCUGGGUGUGUAAACGACAAAGAUAUUUGUCCUCCGCACAAAUAUUGGCGAGACUCUCAUAGUUGUGUUGAAGAAGCUGAUUGUCCGUGUAAAAGUCACGACGGAAAAGUGGUGAAACCUGGAGCGGUUAUUGCUGAGUCUGAAUGCGAACGCUGUCAAUGCUUGCGGAAUUAUUACACCUGUGAUAAAUCUUAUUGUACUACAACACCACCGCCUUUGCCAACUUCGCCGACAACUCAAGCUGCGACUACUAUUGAAGAUCAUACAAUCAUUACAGUCAAUACUGUUUCGCCAGCGGAGCCGUGUGUCAGUAAACAGUACAGAAGUUUAUUAGACACGCAUAAAAUUAACGAACAAGUUAUAUUUAACGCUAGUAGUAUCGCAGGGAUUCAUUAUAAACCUGAGUUUGCUAAAUUAAAGUCAUCACAUAUAAAAUCAGUUGCUUUUAAAAGUUGGCAACCAGAAUUCAUAGAUUCUGAGCAAUGGAUUGAGAUUAAAUUUCCGAGACUUGAACCUAUUUAUGGGAUUGUAAUGCAAGGAAAUCCAGGUGAAAAUAAAUACGUGACUAGUUAUAAAGUUUUGUUCUCUCAAAAUGGUGAAACGUUCUCUUUUAUACAAAAUCAAAAUAAACCACAAAUAUUCCAAGGGCCGAUAGAUUCAUCGACUCCAGUCAAACAAUUUUUCUCAGAACCUAUCGAAGCUAAAAUUAUUCGAAUCAAUCCUCAGACCUGGCACCACGGUAUCGCUAUAAGACUUGAUCUGUUAGGUUGCCAAGAUCAUGUAACCACUCAGACAACUUAUGAAACAACUGUUGCAUCUACAAAAUUAUAUGAGACGAUUCCAACUACAGUUUCUCCAAUUGUUGAAGAAAUAAUAAAUAACCCGGUUUGUGAUGACGCUAUGGGGCUGGAUAGUGGGAUUAUGGUUGAAGAGCAAGUAAUCGCUUCUUCGACUCUUGAUAAUCUUAUUCCGAAUAUCCGACUUUCAUCACCAGGAAUAUGGCAAGCCGCACUAGAUAAUCCAAAUCAAUUUGUACAGUUUGACUUUUUGGAUAAUCGUAAUCUCACUGGAGUGGAAACAAAAGGGGCAGAUAAUAUUUGGACAACUGCUUAUAAAGUAUUUUACAGUGACAAUGAACGUCAAUGGUUGCCUGUUUUGAAUUCUAAGGGUACAGAUAAAAUAUUCCUGGGUAAUUUUGAUGAUCAGUCAACGAAGAUAAAUUAUUUUGAAAAACCUAUUCGUUCACGGUACCUGAAAAUCCAGCCUAUUAAGUGGCAUGAACAUGUAGGACUCAAAGCAGAAAUUCAUGGCUGUUAUGAACCUUAUGAUGAUAAAAAAGUUAUUUCACUUCCUAUUAAAAAACUUGAGUCAAAAUGCAACGUGUGUCAUUCAAUGUUUGAAAAUCUAGCAGAACUGGAUUGCAAAUGUAAUGGAUCACUUUGGUGGAACGGAGAGACAUGCGUUGAAAAACAAUUAUGUCCGUGUGUUGUUGAGCAUCUACCGUACUCAGUUGGCAGUACUUUUGAAACAAGUGAUUGUCAGAAAUGCUUAUGUGCAAUGGGCGGAGUACCUGAUUGUCAACCAAAAAUAUGCGAACCUUGUGAUGAACCAAACAUGCGAUCAAUUGUCACAGAACUGUGUGGGUGUGUUUGCAGACCAUGUCCAGAUGAUAUGGUACUUUGUCCUACAAGUAAAAUUUGUAUUAAAAAAUCAUCUUGGUGUGAUGGUGUCAAAGACUGUUUGGACGAUGAAACAAAUUGCAAAGGAAAAUUGCCUGAUCCGACCAGUACACAUACAUCCCAAACACAAACUGAAGUGAAUUAUACUACUAUAGAGAUAAAGAAAGUUACUAAAUUGCAGUGUGAAAAACCAGUUUGUCCAGAGGGAUAUAAACUUGCUUCUUUGAAGAAACCAUCACCAACUAAAAGUACAUAUUCUCCAAUCAAGGGAGGUGUUAAAGGAAGAAUUACAGGAGGAAUUAAGGGUGGUGUGAAGGGCGGUGCAGGCAGACAAAGACCAAUAAAAGAACCAAGAAAAAAUGAUUCUCUCAAAUUUAACGACUCGAAAUCAAUUGAAAUGGAGUGCGAACAAUUUUCUUGCAAACCUACUCGACCACCUCCAAUAUUUGACAAAGAAAUACAAGAAGUACCAUGUCCAAAAGUUGAAUGUCCAUCUAAUUAUCGUGUUAUUUAUGAACCUUUGAGUAUGUAUACACCAGUUGCAUGUCCAAAAUACAUUUGUAAACCACCACCUCCAGUUGAAGUUGUUUGCAAUGUUACGGGAAGAACAUUUAAUACAUUCGAUAAUUUAGAAUACAAAUACGACAUUUGUAAUCAUAUUUUGGCGAGAGAAAUGUAUCAGAAUAACUGGUUCAUUACUUUGGAAAAACAUUGUGAUAAACGUAAUCAACCUUGUAUACAAGUUCUUGUAAUAAAUGUAGACAGCAAUACGAUUCUCUUGUAUCCAGAUAUGCAUGUUGAUAUUGAUCAAUAUACAUUCACACCUAAGCAAGUGAAUCGCCUUCACGAUCGAAGGGGAACAUUUAAAAUAUCUCGCAUUGGUAAUAUAAUACACUUCAUAUCUACCAAGUAUGGAUUUUGGGUGAUAUGGGACCAAAAUUCAAAUAUAAAAAUUGGAAUUACAACAAUGUUGGCUCAUCACGUCGACGGAUUGUGUGGUUUCUUUGAUGGACUUAUGAAAAAUGAUCGUCAGAAGCCUGAUGGCAGUCAAGCUAUUUCUUCAAAAGAUUUCGGAGACAGCUGGGUGAUGGACGGUACUCCGGAAUGUGAGCACCAAAAUUGUCCACGUUACGUUUUAGAACAAGCGAGAAGUAUUUGUAAUUCUGUCACUGACCGAUCUUUCGCCGUUUGUAAAAAUGUUAUAGCAGUUGAUAAAUGGAUUUCCCGUUGCUUGGAGUCAACGUGUAUGUGUAUCAACGGAAAUAUGACAUCCGAAGAGUGUCGAUGCCGAGCACUUAAUUCAUUUGCCUCUGAAUGUCAAGCAGCGGAUACUAACAUUGAUCUAUCAACAUGGAGAAACAUUCACAAUUGUGUAAUUAAUUGUCCAGCACCUUUCGUUUACAAAGAUUGUUUCCGCAAUAAGUGUGAAACAAGUUGUGACAACUUACAAGAAAUUGAGCCAUGUCCUCUGAUGGAAGGUGUCUGUUUUUCAGGAUGCUUCUGUCCUGAUGGUACUGUACGUAAGGGCGACAUUUGUAUUCCUCCUAGUGAAUGUCGCGAUUGUGUUUGUAAUGGCUUCGGUAAUGCUAAUUUUGUUAAUUUCAACAAAAAGAACUUCACUUUUACUGGUAACUGUACUUACGUUCUCUCGCAAGAUAUUUCUAAAAGUAACAACGAAAUAGGACCAGGAGAUCACACUUAUGGAAUUUUAAUGACUAAUGUUCCGUGUGAUCGAGGAGUUUGUACUGAAUCAUUGUCUGUAUUUUAUAAAGGCCACUACGUACAAAUUGAACAAAUGUUACACUCUAAAGAUUUUAUACUGACAGUAGAUGGUGAAGCAAUCGAGAGUUUGCCGUAUAAAAAUUCGUGGAUGAGUUUCGAAAGAGUUGGUAACUACGAUGUUGCAUUUUUAAUUUCUGCAAUUCAACUUGGAAUUACUAGUUACAGAAAUAAUUUUGCUUUUACAAUAACACUACCUUCACACAUAUUUGGCGGUGCUACUGAGGGUCUCUGUGGUAAUUGUAAUUUAAAUGAUGAAGAAGACUUUAAAAAAGCUAAUGGUGAGUACACCAAUAAUAUAGAUGAAUUUGGAUCAAGUUGGCUGGCAGUUGGAAUUCCGCAUGCAAGAUUUUUAUCUGCUGAAGACUGUACGAGUCAGCCGAUUAAAAAGUGUACUCCACCUCCGGCGAAUAAUGAUCCAUGUGCAAUUAUGGUAAAUCCUGAAUUAUUUGGUCAGUGUCACAGUUUAGUCGAUCCAACACCGUUUAUUCAUUCUUGUUAUGACACUCAUUGUGAGAAUGGCAAUGUUUGUGGAGAUAUAGAAGCAUACGCGAGAAGCUGCCGAGAUGUCGGACUUUGCCCGAGUUGGAGAACAAAUGACAUCUGUCCGUACUCGUGUCCAAUGCAUUUGGAGUACCAGGCAUGCGGACCAAGUUGUUUAGAAACUUGUGAAACUCUCAACGACGUUAAUACCAGACAAUGCUCUCAAGAAAUAACCGAAGGCUGUUUCUGUCCUAAAAAUCAUGUUCUUCAUAAUGAUACUUGUGUUCCAGAGAAGCUAUGUUUCAUUUGUGAUAAUGAAGGUCAUGUAGAAGGCGAUGUCUGGCAUCCUGAUAAAUGUACUACGUGUUCAUGCAAGAAUAAAGUUGUCAACUGCCAGACUACCGAAUGCCCGGUGUUGGAAACUAUUUGUCAAGAUAAUUACACUCCAGUAGAAGUACCUGGGCAUGAUGGCGAAUGUUGCUUGAAAUAUUUAUGUGUUCCAGUACCAACAAUACCACCAACUUGUGUAGAGCCGCAACAAUUAGAAUGUGGCUACGGACAAGUUAUGAAAUUAAUUACUGACCCUGAUGGAUGUCAGAAAAUUAUUUGUCAGUGUAUGACCCCGGAGGAAUGUAUUUCAUUAAUCGGUACAGUAUCACCAGAAGUUGAAAAAGAAAAUAUUCAACCAGGUUUCGUUCAAGAAAUGGAUACGUCGGGAUGUUGUCCUAGACCAGUACUAGCUUGUAAACUAGAAACUUGUCCGGCACCUAAGAAUUGUUCAAGAUAUUACAACAGUAUUAAAUUAAAAGAAGCUCCAGGAGCUUGUUGUCCCACUUAUGAGUGCGAACCACCAAAAGAUCUAUGUCUUUAUAAUGCAGUAAAUAGUAACGACGUUACAAGUGAGAAUCUCGUUGCGAAAAAAGUAGGAGAAACAUGGAAAGAUGGGCCAUGUGUUUCUUGCGUUUGUGAAAAAUCUUCUGAUGAACUUCCUAAACCUUCAUGCUUGACAACAGAGUGUCCUGAUAUUCAUUCAAACCCAGAUUUUAACGAUUUUGUACUAGAAGAAAAAGUUUUGAUUGAUCAAUGUUGUCCUCGUGUUGAACGAGUCGCUUGCAGAAAUCACGACAUUAUUUAUAAUGUUGGACAAGAAUGGUAUCUGAAUCCAAGUGACACAUGUGUGAUUGUCAAGUGCGAAAAUACAACUACUGGAGUUCGCAAGACGACUAUUAAUCAGGAGUGUAAUACUGCUUGCGAUAAGGGGUAUGAGUAUAAUCCUUCUAAAGACAAAGGAGUUAAAUGUUGCGGUGAAUGCGUCGCUGUUACUUGUGUAGUAAAUGGAACUCUUAAAAAUAUUGGAGAGCAAUGGUAUUCUGAAGACUUUUGCACAAAUUACGAGUGCAUAUCUGAUAAUGGAGAUUUGAGAGUAAAAGAACUUACUACGCAGUGUGAAAUUCUCAAUUCACAAGAAGAAGAACUUUAUGAGAUUGAAGUUGAAAAAAUUUUUGGACAAUGUUGUCCGAAGUACACCCGCACGGGCUGUCGAUCUGAUGGAAAGGUUUAUAGACCCAGUAGUACAUGGAAAAACUCGGCCGAUAGUUGUAUAACAGAAAGUUGUGCAGUGGGUGCGGAAAAAAUUGAACUACAACGUACUGUCCAGAAUUGUAACACAAGUUGUGAAUUCGGAUGGGAAUAUCAGAGUCCAGAAGAAGGACAAUGUUGCGGAAGGUGUAUUCCGUCAUUUUGCGUGGUUGACGGUAUUUUAUACAAUCCUGAUUCAGUUUGGUAUUCUGAGGAUAAUUGCACUACAUACGAAUGCCAAUUUAAUGAGGGCCAGAUGGUCAUCAGUACGAGCUCUCGUGUUUGUCCAGAUGUAUCUAAAUGUCCAUUGAAAGACAUUUAUAAUGAUGGUUGCUGUAAUGCAUGCAACAUGACAACUCUGGAUUUACAAAAGACCUGUAUGGCUGAAGUUCUCGAGUUGGAUACGACAAUAGGUAUUAUCUCUGAGAAACGAGGAAAACAUGGCAUCUGUCGUAAUGUUGCUCCAAUCGAUGGAUUAACAGAGUGUCACGGUAUUUGUGAAUCAUCCACCCACUACAAUCCUGUGAGCUGGGUCCAAGAAACAAAUUGUCAAUGCUGUCAACCGAUUGAAUUAAAGGAAUUAAUUGUUAAUAUUGUAUGUGAAGAUGGAAAAUUAUUUUUGAAACGCAUUCAAGUGCCAACUGCAUGUGCUUGUAACGGUUGUAAAGCGAUGAAACAUAUAAAAGGUCAUAAGCCUGGUGUCAAAGGAUAAUAAUUUUUAUAAAUCUUAAAUUAGUUUUUGUGUGGUUGUUAUUAUUGAGUAUUAUUAUAGAUUUUUGCAAUAUAAUUAAUGCAAUCAAAUGUACAAUUUACAAGACAUUUUUUAUAAUAUUUUAC